CUUUAUAUAAUAAUCAGUCCCCUUAACACUUCUUUCCUUUCCUCUCUCUCUCUCUCUCACGGACAAUAAUGGGCAGCAAGAAAGCAUUUUCAAUCUUGGGUUGCAGUGAUAUGAAGAGAAGCCCUUCAGAAUUGGCACUUGAGGAGCUCUUUGCCUCCAAUGAUGAUAACAGAAGUCAUCAUAAAGCUGACAUUGCAUUUUUCGUUCAAAAACUCGCAAGUUCUAAAAGAAUUAUCGAGUAGUGCCUCGUUGGUAGAUAUGUCGUUUUUGUCACCGAAUCUUUAUCCUAAUCAGUCCAAGGUGAUCGACUCCCAAUCAGCCAUACGCGUUGAUGGUCAGAUGUCGACCAAGAAUCAGACGGGCUGGGAUAACCAAGCAGUUGGAGCUAGCAGUGGUUCAUCACACGAGCAAUCAGACGAAGAGGGUCAAGAGACGGAAGCCGGCUCUUGUGAUCAAAGCACUAAUCCAGUAGAUAUGAAGCGCAUCAAAAGGAUGGUUUCCAACAGGGAGUCCGCCCGGCGUUCAAGAAGGCGAAAACAAGCACAUUUAGCCGAUCUUGAACAACAGGUUGAGCAACUACGAGGAGAGCAUGCAUCCUUGUUCAAACAAGUGGCCGAUGCUACUCAGCAGUUCAAAGAUGCUACGACAAACAAUCGAGUGCUUAAAUCAGACGUCGAAGCUCUGAGAGCCAAGGUGAAACUAGCUGAAGACAUGGUUGCUCGCGGCUCGAUGACCUCAAGUUUGAGCCACCUUCUUCAAAAUUACUUGAACACGCCCCAAGACUACAUGAAUUACAACGUAAACCGCAUCGACAACGUCGCUCCAUUAGUCUCUGCUCGUGGAGACGACAACUCUCCGUAUACUGGAAUGUCUGCAGCAUCUCCCGUGCCCGAUAUGUGGACUUCUGAUCAAUCUCACAUUGCUCAGUGAAGUAAUGUAGCUUUCUUUGUAAUUCUCAGUCUACAUACUUUUGGUGCCCAAAGACUCCAAACAGAGUCCAGUAUAGUUCAGAGAGAUUAACUAGUUAUAUGGCAAGUGGAUUAUAUUCCGGGAGAUUGAUUAAUCACGUGGCAAGUGGAUUACAUCUGUGGAAAAUUUUUGUUCGGAACCAAACCAAUCACAUGGCAAGUGCAAUACACUUGUCAUAUGAUUGGUGUAUAGUUGGAUUGGUUCGGAUAAGAAUUUUUCUUACACUUAUUGUGUGAUUGGUUAAAUACAAUUAGACUUAAUUUGCAUAAGAAUAUUCCUUCGAAUUGUGUUUUUUUU
Sesamum indicum (sesame) is the source of this 1266-nucleotide messenger RNA. NCBI's taxonomy places the organism in Eukaryota, Viridiplantae, Streptophyta, Magnoliopsida, Lamiales, Pedaliaceae. The record is from RefSeq and is a predicted model, not a curated record.